AUGGCAACUUUAAAUGAAAAAAAGACCUGCAGCGAACGGAUGGAAAAUUUCCGUCGUUUUGUCUGGAAUCCAGAAACAAAGCUCUUUAUGGGAAGGACCUUGAUUAACUGGGUGUGGAUCAGCCUGUACUACAUGGCUUUCUACGUGGUGAUGUCAGGACUGUUUGCACUCUCCAUUUAUUCUUUAAUGAGGACAGUGAACCCAUACGAGCCGGAUUACCAAGACCAGCUGAAAUCGCCAGGUGUAACAUUACGACCCGACGUGUAUGGGGAUAGAGGACUACAAAUUUAUUACAACAUCUCUGACAACAAAACCUGGGAAGGUUUAGUGACAACUCUUCAGACUUUUUUGACAGCAUAUACACCCGCUGCUCAGCAUCUGAACAUCAACUGCACCAGUGACACGUACUUCAUUCAGGACACCUUUGAUGGCCCAAACAACACAAAACUGUCCUGCAAAUUCACCUCAGAUAUGCUUCAAAACUGCUCUGGCAUCACAGAUCCUACUUUCGGAUUUCCAGAAGGAAAACCCUGCUUUAUUAUAAAGAUGAAUAGGAUUAUCAAAUUUUUCCCUGGCAACGGCACUGCACCAAGAGUGGACUGCACAUAUGUGGGUGAUGAGUCUCGCCCACUGGAGGUGGACUACUAUCCUGUGAAUGGUACCUUCAACCUCCAUUACUUCCCCUACUAUGGAAUAAAGGCACAGCCCAGCUACAGCAAUCCUUUGGUAGCUGUGAAAUUUCUCAACAUUACAAGGAAUGAAGAACUUAGAAUAGUGUGCAAAAUCAUUGGAGCUGGAAUUACCUUUAAUAAUGUUCAUGAUCCGUACGAAGGAAAAGUGGAAUUUAAAUUAAAAAUAGAAGACUGAGCAGCAACAGAGACACUUCUGAAAAAUAUAUAUGAAGAAUGAACUUACCUAUUAACACAUUCACCUGUAUUUAUUUUCUAUGAUUUCCAUAUACAUUUACAGAAAUUAAAUGGCAAAGAGACGUUUUCUACUGAAAGAUGAUCCAUAGAGCUAAAAAUCAAGAUACUACUUGUAGUGUGUGAAGGAGAUGAGGAUUAUCUCCAUGUACAUAGUCUACUAUUCCAUUGGUACCACACACUGCUGCUUUCACACAAAUAUUUGUACAAAACAAGUUUUCCUGUAAACUGAGCAGCUGUGCCUUCGAGAAAAGUUAAGUAUAGGAUCAAAACAUCAUUUGCAGUUUCCAAGCCAUAAUAAAUUAUCGAUGUAUGAUACUAAUUCCUGGAUAUUGAGAAAUAAUUAGAUGGCUAGAAAAAUAAAUCAAUAGUUUGAAAUACUAACACCUAAUAUAAAAUUCUCAGUCUGUCUCGUAUAGAAUGUAUAAAUUAUAUAUAUAAGUACAAUAAAUUAUCUGUAUCCCAGUGUGUUGUUUUUUGUACAAGUCAGCCAAGUCGGAUUUUUUUUAUUUGAUAAAUCAAUGACUGAAAAAGAAGUGAACUUGAAAUCUGGCUUCUAGCUUAGAGAUUUUAUUGUAUCACUUAAAAUUUCUGUACGUAUACCACUUAAUAAAAAUGACUGGUGAGACUGUAACAUCGAGUUACAUCCAGGAAAAGUGCGUUCAUUUAACUACUAGAGUUUCAUUUUGUUUUGGUUUGUUUUGUUUUCCAGUAGAAUAGCAUUGUAUUGCAAUCACAAGUUUUAGGCUACUUGGAAUAAUCUGGAAGAUGCUGAAAUAACACUAAAUGUUUAAGUGAAUCUAAAAUUUGAGAAGUCUAACUCUGCCACAUAUGAUACAAAUACACGGGAUUGCUCUGUUUGUAUAGUAUGAUUUUUAGAUGAAGUCCAAGAUGCUUCACUGAGAGAACAAAUAUUGCACAGAAAAAAAAUCAUUCAAGAUAAGAAAUAAUUUUACACCUUCAUUCCCUGGACAUUCUAGGAAGUGGAAAGACAUAACAGGUCAACCUCCUUUACUACAGAGACAGCCAUCUUGCAGAUAGAAUCCAAUUGGAGGGAAGCAUUUCUCCUUCCAAACCAGAAAUGGUCUUUGUGCCUUUCUUAGAAAAAUUGUGCAUUCUGCACUUCAGAAACAAUAAGAAAUUGCAUCAUCACAUAAGAAUCCUCCCUCCCUCCGUCUUUCAUGUUUCAUUUUCUGCAGUGGGACUUUUCCUCUCUUGUAAGAGACUGAAAGAAUAUAAGUUCUAUAUCCCUGUUGAAACACAGGUCUCCUCCAGUGCAUCUUUCCAAAACAAGACAGAAAACAAUAAAAUAAUAAAAUCAUUUUGAUAACAGAAUAGGAAUUCAUGCUCAAAGGUAAUUCAAGGCUGUCUAAACAGAGAACAUUCAAUAUUAUCUUACCAAGCAAAUCAAGAACUCUUCCCUUGCCGUCUCUGACAUAAUCUCUGCUUGACUCUAUUUGAUUUAGCAUUUCAAUUUGCACAUUUGAAUCGGGCAGUGCAGUGUUACAAGUUCACGUUUUAGCUCAUAGAAUCAUAGAAUGGUUUGGACCUUAAAGAAUACCCAGUUCCAACCUGCCUGCCAUGGGCAGGGACACCUUCCACUGGAUCAGGUUGCUCAAAGCCCCAUCCAGCCUGGCCUUAAACACCUCCAGGGAUGGGGCAUUCAUGACUUCUCUGGGCAAGCUGUGCCGGCGCCUCACCACCCUCACAGUAAAAAAUUUCUUCCUAAUAUCUAAUCUAAAUCUCCCCUCUUUCAUCUUAAAACCGUUACUCCUCCUCCUAUUACUGCACUUCCUGACAGAGUCCCUUUCCUGUAGGUCCCCUUUAAGUACUGCAAGGUUAUUAUAAGUUUGUCUUGUCCCUGACAUUCUUGGACAGAUUUCAUUGUGUCCGGGCUUUAGCUUUUCUAACCUGAUCACUGGCUGCUCAGACAAUUUCUCUGUAUGCCUCCCAGGCUGCCAGCCCUUGCUUCCACCCUCUGUAAGCUUCCUUUUUCGUGUUUAAGUUUGUCCAGGAUUUCCUUGUUCAUCUAUGGAGACCUCCUGGUGUUUUUGACUGACUUCUCUUUCUUGGGAUGCAUCAUUCCUGAUCUUGGAGGAGAUGAUCCUUGAAUAUUAACCAGCUUUCUUAGGUCCCUGCCCCUCCAGGGCUUUAUCCCAUAGUAUCCUACCAACGAGAUCCCUGAAGAAGCCAAAGUCUGCUCUCCUGAAGUCCAGGACAGUGAGUUUGAUGUCCACCCUCCUCGCUGCCCUAAGGAUCUUGAACUCCACAAUUUUAUGUCUACUUCAGCCAAGGCUGCCCUUGAACUUCAUAUUCCCUAUCAGCCCCUUUCUGGUUGGUGAGAACGAGGUUCAGUGUAGCAACUCUCCUCAUUGGCUCUUCCAUCACAUGGAGAAAGGAGUUAUAAUCAAUGCAGGAGCUUCCUGGAUUGCUUAUGUCCUGCUGUGCUGUCCCUCCAACAGAUAUCGGGGUGGUUGAAGUCCCCCAUGAGGACCAGGGCUUAUUAAUGUGAGGCUGUGUCUGUCUGUCAAAAGAGUGGCUCAGCCUCUCACUCUUCCUGGUCCAGUGGCCUGUAGCAGUUUGCCACUAUAAUGCCACCCGUCCCUGCCUUCCCUUUAAUCCUGACCCAUAAUCUGUUAACUCCUCAUCCAUCCCCAGGUGGAGCUCUGAGCACUCCGGCUGCUCAUUGACACAGAGGACAACACCCCCUCCUCCCUGUCACUCUUGCCUGUCCCUCCUAAAGAGC
This is a messenger RNA of Cuculus canorus (common cuckoo), 3669 nucleotides long. RefSeq names its product ATPase H+/K+ transporting subunit beta (gene ATP4B). The record is from RefSeq and is a predicted model, not a curated record. Gene Ontology annotation, molecular function: ATPase activator activity. The transcript is spliced from 7 exons. Gene Ontology annotation, biological process: sodium ion export across plasma membrane; intracellular potassium ion homeostasis; potassium ion import across plasma membrane. Lineage: Eukaryota; Metazoa; Chordata; Aves; Cuculiformes; Cuculidae. Gene Ontology annotation, cellular component: sodium:potassium-exchanging ATPase complex. Bases 1 to 867 code for a protein of 288 amino acids.